UGAGUGUUGUUACCUGUCAUUCAGUGGUGGGCAGCCGGGGGUGGCAGGUGUGCGGCUUGUUUUCUUGUUCUGUGAUAACUGUAUUACCCAAGUAAACCAUCAUGGAUACUGGGGUACGAAAUAGGAAGAACAAAUCUUCACCCAAAGCAGAUAAAAAUGGGAAAAACAAGAUACAAGAAAUAACAGCAUCUGUGAUUAACAAUCAAGAUAGUCUUAAGGAAAGCAUUGAAAAGCUGAAGCACCUGACUGAACCCAUUAACAGGGAUUCGGUGUGUGGUUGGGAGAGCCGCGCAUCGUCAAGGGACGGCAAGGGUGAUGGAGAGUCUGCCCCUGACACGCCACCGCCAGAGACGGCUCCAGAUGAUGAUGGCGGCACGCCUGCCGUCACCACUGAAUCGGAGACCAUUACUAAACCUUCCCCGACUCAAAAGUCUUCCAGCCGUAAUAAAUCAAAGAAAAUUGCCUCGGCUGCUGCUCCUCCUCCCCUGGAACUUAGUUUCAACUUGGACGGCAUGUCUGUCACCCUCUUUAUAUUGUCCUUUGUUACACGCAUUUGGAAAUUGGAGACUCCCAGAGGAAUUGUGUUUGAUGAACUGCACUAUGGGAAGUACGCAGGAUUGUACAUGCAGAACACCUUCUUCUUUGAUUCUCAGCCGCCCCUUGGCAAACAGUUGAUAGCUCUUGCCGCCUACCUGGCAGGUUUUGAUGGUGCAUUCAAAUUUGAUCGCAUUGGUACCCCUUAUGAUCCCAUUGUGCCUGUGUCAGCCAUGCGUGUGGUUCCAGCAUUUUUUGGAUCCUUAUUAAUGCCCACUGUCUAUAAUGUAUUGGUGGAGUUGGGACUCUCGCACUAUGCAGGAGCCCUUGCUGCAUUUCUCAUGAUAUUUGAUAAUGCCCUAUUAGCCCAGUCCCGCUUCAUUCUCAUGGAGGGAAUUCUUAUGUUCUUCGGUAUAUUUGGUCUUCUCUGCAUUUUGAAAUUUCGUCGUUUUUACCAUCAGCCAUACAGUAUUCCCUGGUUUACCUGUCUAACUGUUGGGGCUGCGUCCUUGGGUGCUUGUGUAUGUGUUCGAUACUUUGGUAUAUUCACGUUCCUUCUGGGAUUUGGCAUCUUGGCUCGUGACUUUUGGAUGAUGGUUGGCGAUCGCUUGAUAUCUGAACGCCAGUUAUUGGGACACUUCCUCACACGAGCAGUUAUUUUUAUAACCAUUCCAGUUUCACUUUAUAUUGGCAGUUUUUAUUUACAUCUCUCACUGCUGUAUAAGGCUGGACCCAAUGAUAAUAUAAUGACUUCAGCAUUCCAAGCCAGUCUUGAGGGUGGCUUAGCAGCAAUCGUUGCCAAUCAGCCAGUAAAGGUACUUCAUGGAUCUCAAAUAACGCUUCGCCACACUCAUGGUCGUACGUGUUGGCUUCACUCUCACGAUACAGUUUAUCCCGUCAAGUACCCAGACGGGCGUGGGUCUUCGCACCAGCAGCAGGUCACGUGUUACAGCUACAAGGAUGUUAACAACUGGUGGAUUGUAAAGAAACCAGAGAUAGAGGAGUUGGUUGUGACAGAGCCUCAAGAGCCUAUUAAAAAUGGUGACAUCAUCCAAAUAGUUCACGGCUUAACUUCUCGAGCCCUCAACUCCCAUGAUGUUGCAGCCGCCAUGUCGCCACACAACCAAGAGGUUGCUGCAUACAUAGACUACAAUGUGUCUAUGCCAGCUCAGUCAUUGUGGCGCGUAGAGAUUCUUAACGGUGAAGUGAGUGAUGGAUACUGGCAUGCUGUGGAGAGUCAGAUUCGUUUAAUUCACUUGAAUUCGAGUCAAGCACUCAAGUUUUCUGGACGUCAGCUCCCAGACUGGGGUUUCAGACAACAUGAAGUUGUCACUGAUAAAGUGCUUGAUCAGGAGGAUACGAUCUGGAAUGUUGAAGAACAUCGCUAUACACGAACCGAGGACAAGAAAGAACGAGAGAAAGACUUGCUUCGAUCAGAAAUGAUUCCCAUGGAACGCAAGAAUUUAACUUUCUGGAAUAAACUGUUUGAACUCCAGUACAAGAUGUUGUUUAACAACCAAGAAAAUGUUGCUGGUCAUAUGUAUGCUUCAGAACCCUUAGACUGGCUCUCUCUUAAGCGAGGUGUUGCUUACUGGAUCUCUGCAAACAGCAAUGCUCAGGUUCACUUCAUAGGAAACAUUGUUACUUGGUUGUCUGGCACAUUGAGUUUGGUAGUGUAUGCCAGUCUCUUCCUGGUGUACUUACUAAGGCGACAGAGGGCUUGUUAUGAUCUUCCUGAGGAUGCCUGGAACAAAUUUUGCAGCAUAGGGGAGGUUCUUGGAAUUGGAUAUGCAGUGCACUACUUCCCUUACUUCCUUGUUGACCGGACAUUGUUCCUUCACCACUAUAUGCCAGCCUACAUAUUCAAAUUAUGUAUGUUGGCAGCCAUGAUAGAACAUGGGCAUUACCUCGUCUGUCAAUAUUUCAAGUCCCCUCGUGUAGCCAAAGUAUAUGUGGGAGCCGUGGGAGUUUGGAUGGUGGCAAUCCUCUAUGUAUUUUGGUUCUUUGCACCCGUUACAUAUGGUGCAACCGACCUCACAGCUGAUCAAGUAAUGAAAAUGGCUUGGAGGGAAACCUGGGAUCUCAUUAUUCAUAAGCAGUAACCAGUAGAGUAUCCUAAGAUUUUUUUUUUUAAGAAAUAAAACAUGAAUAUUUUUGUAAUGUUAUAACAGGGUUCAUGGAGAGCCAGUCGAAUAAUUUUUUAUUUUUAUUUUUUAUGAGGAUUGAGGGACAUGUCACAGUUCAGUGUUGUAACAGUCGGCCAGGUACUGUUGCAUACAGGUUGAAAUUAUUUAUGUGCAUACUUUACAAAUACAGUAAUAUGAUUGUUAUUGAAAGCAAAUCUUACAAAAAUUUAUUUAAUUUAUUUAAGUUAUUUGCAUUGAACUUAAUACAAAGUAACAGCCUAUAAUUACAUUUUCUCUUUUUUGAGUAGUAAGGUUUGAACUUAAAAUUUGUUUAAUCUUUUUCACAUUUACUGUACAGUGAUUGAACUGAUUUUCCUGGUCUAAAAAUUCAAAAUCUUUCCUACCAAGUGUUCAUUUAUAAUCAAUGAAUGUGUUUAGUCAUAAAUAAAAAUAUACCACCUUGUGUUACCUUCAGCAACUUUGUCCAGUCCCAUUUAUUAUCUUGUGUGAAUCAGUUUUAUAUUCUGUAAUAUACACUAAAUACUAGCUACUUGUAAAGUAUUUGUGUACAGUAUUUGCAUGUGAUGUAAAAAUUCCUACAGGUGAUCUGAGUUUGUGGUAGCCAUUUUAUAAACAGUACUUCCAAGUAGUUCUUCCUGUAUAGUACAUACCAAUAUACUUGUACGUCUAUGUAUAAAGAUAUUAAUUUUAGUUAAGUGAAUUCUUGUUAGUUAUAAAACUGAAAGAUGUGAAUGUAAUAUUUGACAAUGGAUAAAUAAUAAAUCAUCGGUGUAAUUAAGUUAUUUAUGAUGGCAUGAUACUCGAAGUUGGUACAGAUACUAAAUAGUUUUAUUACCAUAUAAUCUUGGUGAUGGUGAUAUAAAUGUUACUCAAAAUACUUAUUGCUAUUUUUGUAUAUUUGUUACUUUGAUAUAUAAAAGAAAAUACAGUGA
Messenger RNA from Homarus americanus (American lobster), 3613 nucleotides. It is a transcript of the gene rt, whose product is annotated as protein O-mannosyltransferase 1-like. The record is from RefSeq and is a predicted model, not a curated record. NCBI's taxonomy places the organism in Eukaryota, Metazoa, Arthropoda, Malacostraca, Decapoda, Nephropidae. Gene Ontology annotation, molecular function: dolichyl-phosphate-mannose-protein mannosyltransferase activity. Gene Ontology annotation, biological process: protein O-linked glycosylation via mannose. The transcript is spliced from 15 exons. Gene Ontology annotation, cellular component: membrane; endoplasmic reticulum. The coding region runs from base 102 to 2636 and encodes 844 amino acids.